UUAUUGUUAGCUUGUUAGCUAGCAGGCGAACUGGUGAAUGGUGAUAUGACAGAGUAAUAACAUCCUAUUACAAGUGCACGAUACAGUUAUUACAAACGUAAAGUGAUGGAGGACGGAAACAGGACUGAUGCUGCCUCCACAUCUAAAAGCCAUGCAGGCUCUCUCCACCUGCAGACUCCAAAAAAUGAAGAAACCUAUGAAAUUGUCAUCCCCUAUGAAGAAAACUCCUUUGAGCAGCAAGGAUUUUUCAAUCAGAGUGAACAGACUUUUGAUGAGUCACCCCCAUCUGCUGGCCCAUCCCAAGUAAACAACUUAUACAUGGUGAUCACCAACCUGCGAACCCAGCUACAGAUCUCUCUAGAGAAAAACUCCUGGAUGCAGAAAAGAAUUGAGGACUUGGAAGAGGAGAGGGACUUCCUCCGUUGCCAGCUGGACCGCUUUAUAUUUUCCACAAAGAGCCAGGAGCAGAGUCAGAGCCAGUACAGUAACGGUUAUGAAUCCAGACGAUUCAACUGGAGAGUAAGAAGAGAGGAAGAUCGCCGUGUUGAGCAACAGAAGCCUCAAGAGUCUCAGCAUUUCCCCUCACGGCAGUUUAUACAACGAAGGCCUGGUCCUCCAACCAUGGUGCCUUCCAAAAACCCUGUCUCCAGUCAACUAACCAAUGAGCUCGUCUCUUUAAAUGCUUUGUUCAACUCUACCCAGUCCCAGGCCCUCUUGCAGGGCCAUAGCCACAGUAAUCCGAAUGCCACAGCCAGUGGCAGCAGCGGCAACAGUAACAGUACUGCAAGGUCACCCAUGAAUGAAAUGAGUGGACAUAGUAACUUAGGUCCAGAUUCAAUUUCACUCUUGGGAGAAUCUGAUGAGUACUUGGAGCAUGAUGGGUACCUCGACGAGGAGGAAAUGAUAUCAGGGGGAGAUUUAAUGCAAGGUACCAUUAACAACAAAGGACACCUAUUUAAGAGAAGGCGGGUCUUCCGAGCCCCAAGAGAGCGGCAGAGAGUGAAAGAUGCUGCUGGAGUGCUGUUUCGCUACAAGAAGAUCCUGCUUACAUACCAGCGUCUGAAAAACAUGUCGAAAGCCUUCCAAAUCCACGGUGUGGACCGCAACACGGUGGCUUCCACUACACCCAUUGCUGAGAUGCUACUUGUGGCCCCAGAGAAGGUGGCAGAGCUGGGCGAGUUUGACCCAUCCAAGGAGAAGCUUCUGGACUAUGCGCGGCGCUGCUACACUGCCCUGGAUGAGGAGACACUUAGCAGGGUGCAGGCCCUGAAGAAGAAUAACCUGCUCCUGCCUAUCUCCUACAGGUUUAGACACUGAUGAGAGAAAGACAGCAGGACGGGAAAUCUUUCUAGAAAACAUGGCAAGUUUGGAAAGAAUAGGCAUGGUUCUGCUGCAGCAGGCCAGCUCACCUCCGCGCUUGGAGAUGCCCAGAGGCAGGAGGAAUUAUGUUUGCUAUCUCAGCAUACAAUAACUCUGCUUUGAACUUUAUAAUACUAAUAUUAACAGUUUGCACAUAAUGCAGGCGCACAACAGCGCAGUCAGCCAGUUCCUGUCAGUACAAACACACACACAAAAUUAUGUCAGUGUUUUUCAUUAUCAUAGAGAAGCAAAUGUACACCGUAUGAUAACUGUCCUUUCCAAUAUACGGUUUACAAUGGUUUAUGUGUGAACAGAAAGGUGUCUUAACUAUUGGGGUAAUAAAGGGGAUUUCUUUCCUUCAGUAUUUAAAUGUGUAACCAACUUAGCUUGUUAAUGUUUUAGCCUCAACAUUUGCCGAGACACUGACCUGAUCUUUAAGAUCUGGAUCAGUUUUUGGCCGGUAGACGAAUAAUGUAUUGUCUAGAGAUCAUUUGAGCUCCUGAUAGUCUAAAAGAUGUGUGAGCCUUGUAAUUUGUAUCACUUUAUUUGUGUGCACAAUCCCUAAAAUAGUGUAGCUUUUAUUCACAAUGUCUAUUUAUGUUAAAACAAUACUGCACUCAGUAGAUUUUGUAGGAAUAAAUUAUUAUAAUUUUUACUGUA
Notothenia coriiceps (black rockcod) is the source of this 2019-nucleotide messenger RNA. It is a transcript of the gene ccdc106a, whose product is annotated as coiled-coil domain containing 106a. Gene Ontology annotation, cellular component: nucleoplasm. The transcript has 8 exons. The record is from RefSeq and is a predicted model, not a curated record. The coding region runs from base 106 to 1317 and encodes 403 amino acids. Lineage: Eukaryota; Metazoa; Chordata; Actinopteri; Perciformes; Nototheniidae.